UUCCACCAAUUUUCCAGUGAGUGCCCAAAACAUGUCCAGAGACCUGAAGAUGACAGAGGAAGGCAGAUCCAAGAAUUCCUCCUUAUUUCACUACUCCAGAAAUGUGGAAGCAGAUGCGAAGGAGGAGGGAGUGUAUCAAGAGGAGACAUUACAACAUCCUUAUGGAGGACAUGCAUCUAGCUUUCUGCCAAGUACCCUCUGGCAGCCAAAACAACAGGGUUUCAUUGUUGAUACCCACUGUCACUUGGACUUGCUGUAUUCCAGGCUGCCUUUCAAAGGCACCUUUACCAAAUUCAGAAAAAUGUAGAGCAACACCUUCCCCAAGGAAUUUCAGGGUUGCAUUUCUUGCUUCGACAAUCCUCAAAACCUAAGGGACAGGCUGUGGGAGGAUCCGUUGAAAGAUGAUCAGCCUUUGGCUGACAGCCUUUGACUGUCGCCCUCAUUUUGCCCAUUAUUAUAAUGACUAUCAAGAAAGAAGUAUUUUAAAAGCCUUACAACACCCCAAGGCUGUGGCAUUUGGAGAAAUGGGCUUGGAUUACUCCAACAUGUGCACCACACAUGUCCCAGAGCAGCAGAAGGUAUUUAAGAGACAGCUGCAGCUGGCCGUCUCUCUUAAAGAAGCCCAUGAUGAUCCACUGCCAAGAAGCCGAUGAAGACCUACUGGGCAUCUUGAAAAAAUAUGUGCCCUCUGACCACAAGAUGUACUGGCAUUGCUUCACUGGCAGUUACCCAGUCAUCGAGCCCCUGUUGAGCCACUUUCCCAACCUGUAUGUGGGCUUCAAGGCAAUUCUGACUUACUCUUCUGCUGAGCAAGCCCGAGAAACUGUGAAAAAGAUCCCAUUAGAGAGAAUUAUUGUAGAAAACAAUGCUCCCUUCUUCCUCCCUCACUGGGUUUUCAAAAGCUGUUGCCAGUAUGCCCACCCAGGCCUGGCCCUGCAUACAGUACGAGAGAUUGCCAGAAUCAAAGAUCUGUUGCUUUCCCACACCUUGGCCAUCUUGCAGGAGAACACCUGUCACCUCUACCAUCUUUAAACAGAAAAGGCACAGUCAGGAGUCUUCCUAAGAAAGGAGACCAGUAGCCUGACAAAACACAUGAACUAGAUUUGAACUCUAUGUCCCGGGUCAAGGAUGUGUUUGAAGAAUUCGUUGGCAUGGAGUAAACCAGGACAGGAUAUUUUUCUCAAAACCUUUUCGUAAGACUUCUGCUUCUGGCUGGUAGGGUGGGGUACAAUGGGAUGGGAGGAAGGCUAAGGUAAACUGCCCUUGAUGUCAUUAAGGUUUUUCUUCCCAGCAAAAAUGCCUUAAGGUAGCCAGUAAAGAAGAGAGUUUGAUAGAAUACAAAGAGUGUCCCAAUCUAAAUCCCUGUCUUCUGCAGCCUGCUUUUGAUCACUUGGUGAAUAAAGUCACCCUUCUACUUGUCUUUAAAAAAAUGUAGAAUUUUAAAAGUGAGGUAGGUGAUUUGUGUAUUAUAUUCGUAUAUUAUAGGAAUUCUAUUUAAAAAUUUAAAAAU
This is a messenger RNA of Gorilla gorilla gorilla (western lowland gorilla), 1510 nucleotides long. RefSeq names its product putative deoxyribonuclease TATDN2. Gene Ontology annotation, molecular function: hydrolase activity, acting on ester bonds. The record is from RefSeq and is a predicted model, not a curated record. NCBI's taxonomy places the organism in Eukaryota, Metazoa, Chordata, Mammalia, Primates, Hominidae. The coding region runs from base 559 to 1032 and encodes 157 amino acids. The transcript has a single exon.